CGGUAGCGCUGUCUUAGAAGGGCGGGGGAGAGGAGGUGGCGAGUCUGUGUUCCCUGACCCUUGGGCCCCAGCGACCCCGCACCCCUGCAGACACCCCAAGAUGAUGGGCUGUGAGGAGUCAGAGCUGGAGUCGGUGGAAGGGGGAGAGGCCGUGGCUGACCCAGGGCCACUCCCAGAACCCCGAGCCCCCGUGCCCGGAGCCCCCGUGCCGGAGCCCGGCCUGGACCUGAGCCUAAGUCUGAGCCCUCUGUCCGAGAGCCCCGGGCGCGGGCGGUCCAACUGCAGCCCGGGACGGCGGAAGGGGCGGGCGGACCGGCGGGGCGGGGCCCGCAAGGGGCGGCAGGUCCGCUUCCGCCUGGCGCCGCCCUCCCCGGUACGGUCCGAGCCGCCGCCGGCCGCCGCCGCACCGAGCGAGAAGCUCGCGGCGCCGCAGGACCUGGGGACGCCCGCGCAGCAGAGCAGCCUGGCCCUGAGCUUCGAGCUGCAGGCCGCGCGGGCCGCAGCCGGGGGCCAGUUCGAUGCCGCGAAGGCCGUGGAAGAACAGCUGAGAAAGUCGUUCCAGACCCGCUGCAGCCUGGAAGAGAGCGUGGCCGAGGGGCUGAACGUGCCGCGCUCCAAGCGGCUCUUCCGAGACCUGGUGAGCCUGCAGGUGCCCGAGGAACAGGUUCUGAACGCCGCGCUGAGGGAGAAACUGGCGCUCCUGCCGCCGCAGGCCCGAGCCCCGCCUCCAAAGGAGCCAUCUGGGCCAGGGCCAGACAUGACCAUUUUGUGUGAUCCAGAAACAUUAUUUUAUGAAUCUCCACACCUGACCCUGGAAGGUCUGCCCCCUCUCCGGCUUCAACUCCGGCCCCGCCCUUCAGAGGAUACCUUCCUUAUGCAUCGGACACUGAGGCGAUGGGAAGCGUAGACUUGGAGGCUCCCUGGAUUGCUAGUUCAUAUCUUUUUGUUUUUAAACUAUGAAAAUAAAGUGGUUUUGCUAACAAA
Molecule: messenger RNA, 984 nt
Organism: Aethalodelphis obliquidens (Pacific white-sided dolphin)
Lineage: Eukaryota; Metazoa; Chordata; Mammalia; Artiodactyla; Delphinidae
Gene: PPP1R35
Product: protein phosphatase 1 regulatory subunit 35
Exons: 4
Coding region: 101-907 (268 amino acids)
Biological process (GO): positive regulation of cilium assembly; positive regulation of centriole elongation; negative regulation of phosphatase activity
Cellular component (GO): centriole
Molecular function (GO): phosphatase binding
Source: RefSeq, a predicted model, not a curated record